GGAAUUUUUUAGGUACAAUAUUGUUCACUGUGUGCUUUGUUUUAUUAGUAUUAUAUAUGAGAUAAAGCUAAUACCUCUCCAUUACAAUGAUGAAUAUUAUCUACAUCAUGCAUCAUGGAUCCAUGUGGGCCAUAAAAUUGUUAUGAUGUUUUGUACAGUAAUGUGAUCAACUGUCAUUGACUGAUGUGUAUACAUAAUAUAAUGGGUGCUUCAAAAUUACUAUCAGGAUGAGACCAUAUGACUUGAACAUUGCUCAGUGUGUAGAUUUGUAUGGCUGAAAUGAGUCAAGAGAGAAAUAGCAGUGUGUUAAUGGACCAAGGAAUCACUGUGACUGUGAGCUCAAAUGGAUCCUUAAAGAGUAAUUUCACCAAAGUAAGAACUGUCGACAUACUGAUCGUAUCAUAUUUGUCACCAAUAGUUUUGAUUCUAGGAACAAUCGGCAAUGCUUUGUCUAUAGCAGUGUUUUAUAGGAAGAAAUUUCGUAGAAACACGGCAUCUGUGUAUCUAAUCACACUGGCUGUGGUGGACACAUUUGGUUUAUGGGUUGGACUUUUCCCUUACUGGCUUCCAAAGAUCAGCCAUAUAAGUGAUAUUGAGCUCAUGAAUACAUGGGCAUGUUCAAUAUUAAUAUUUCUUGGAUUCCUCAGCAUACAGUUAUCAGCAUGGACUUUGGUGCUAGUGACGUUUGAACGACUUCUUGCGGUAUUUGCCCCAUUGAAAGCAAAGGUCAUCUUUAAUAUAAAAUGGGCAGUUGUAAUACUCGUUAGUGUGUUUGCUGUGCUUCUUGGUUUAAAUUUGCACAUAUUGUGGAACUUUGACCUACAACUUAACAUAGCCAAUGAAACUGAGUGCGGGGGAACAUCAGAAGCCUAUAUAUCAAUGCACGCCUGGAUGAAUGCUGUAAUAGCAUCUUAUCUCCCGUCAUUUUUGAUGUUCUCAGCAAAUAUAGCUAUCAUUGCGAAGAUGCUCCGGAGGAGAAGAUCUGGACUAGGGAGCUCUAAUCAGAUCGCUUCAAUGACCAUAAUAUUGCUACUCUGUAACUUUUCGUUUAUUUGUUUGACAUUUCCCCUAGCUGUGUAUUAUGCAUUUUAUCUUCAGUGGUAUCCACAGUCGAGUGAAAAGAGAGAUAUACACGAGGCUUUAGUUAUCCUGCUUGCCUUCUCAAACCAAGCCAUCAACUUUCCUCUCUACUGUGCCUCAGGACAAACUUUUAGAGAUGAAAUGAAAAAGAUGUUUCACAAGUGGAAAUCUGCCAUAUGUGGAAGGGGUAAUAGUGUUACUGAUGUAUUACAGAUGAACACAAACACAUUAAAUAGCAACACUAAUUAAUGGCAUUGUCAUCAAAAUGCACCUCUUUAAAACAAUCCUUACUACAAGUCUUUAAAUCUACAUUUUUGUUUGUCUUUUGUUGUUUUUAAAGUCUCCGAUAAAUCGGACUACGUAUAUACCGCCGUGUUUACAUUAGGGGAUUAGAGGAGUUUACUUUUAUUUUAGGUAUGCAAGCAAUAU
Messenger RNA from Owenia fusiformis, 1509 nucleotides. The record is from the annotation of a GenBank genome assembly. NCBI's taxonomy places the organism in Eukaryota, Metazoa, Annelida, Polychaeta, Sabellida, Oweniidae.